ACUGUCAAGCACGACACUACAAGCUUGGGAGUUUCCAGAAAUUCUCACAGCUCACACCAGAAGAGCGAUGGUGCGAGGAGCAUUUUAAACGAACUCACAUCCGUCAACUGAACGGCAAGUAUUUGGUACGGUUACCACUUAAUCGUUUUUUUGACCCUUCAUAGGUGCUACGAAAAUCACGUCAAAUCGCAAUCAAUCGAUUCAAAAUGCUUCAACGAAGAUUCCAAAGGCAGCCGGAGCUAUAAGCCAAAUAUUCGGAGGUCAUGGAUGAGUACUUUCAACUAGGCCAGGUAACCAAAGGAGCAGCAGCAUUGCAUCAUUAGCAAGAAGAAUGGAAUCGAGUCCACAUGUUGCACAUUGCCGCAGUAUUCAAGGAGGAAAGUGUCACUUCUAAGGUUGACGCCUCCUGUAAAACGUCAAACGGAAAAUCGCUCAAUGGCGUCCUAUGCACCGGACCACCGCUCCAAAACGAUCUAGCCGGCGUGGUCCUGAAUUGGCGCCUCCAUCGUUUUGUUUUUGCUGCCGACAUUCAGAAGAUGUUUACAUGCAUUGACAUGAAUGCAGAGGAUUCGCAAUAUCAACGCAUCUUUUGGCAUGGCGAACACAACCAGGUAGCUGAGUAUUAUCUCAACACAGUUACGUUUGGAACCACUUCAGCUCCUUACACAGCUAUUCGCGUCAUACAUCAACUGGCACAGGAUGAACGCGACCGAUACCCACUCGCGGAAAGGGUCCUCCGACACGAAAUAUACGUUAAUGACGUCCAAAGCGGAUCUUGCACUCGCGAAGGAGCAUUAGAAAUUCAAAAUCAAUUGAUCGGAGCCUUACGAUCAGCAAGAAUGGAACUUCGAAAGUGGUCUGCGAAUGACGCUUCUCUGCUAAAAGACAUACCUCUCGAUCAUUUGUCUCGAAAGACAUUAUUAGAGUUUGAGUACCAAACCUUAGGUCACAUCAAGACUAUUUUGGGUUCAAGUCGCCCGACUGUACGACCCCUUAGGUUUCAUCACGCCCUGUGUCAUGACCGCGAUACUCAGGGACACAUGGAUGGCCCGCAUCAAACGCAACGAUGGCAGCCCAGCACAACUGGACUGGGAUGAACCCGGCCAACCGAACUGCUUGAUAGAUGGCAGGGAUUCAUACAGAACUUACCAUAUGUAGAGCAAAUUCAAGUACCACGAUGGCUGCGCUUCAACAUCCACGAGCUUGCGUCAUUACAGCUACAUGUUUUCUGCGAUGGAUCAUCACUGGCGUAUUCAGCAUGUGCAUAUAUUCGUGCAGAACUACCAAACGGAAGAUUCAAACUCAUUUGCUAGCUGAACGCAGUCGAGUCACACCCACGAAAUCGAUCACAAUUCCACAAGUCGAACUUUCGGGUGCGCUGCUGGCAGUUAAACUGGCAAAAUGGAUCCGGGACCAACUUCGCACAGCAGGACUACCUAUGUCAACCAUCUAUUGGUCAGAUGCUACUAUCGUUUUGUUUUGGAUAAAUGGAGAUCCCCACCGAUGGCAAACCUUUGUGUCAAACCGCGUUGGACAGAUUUUGGAGCAUAGUACAUCAACUCAGUGGAGACAUGUACCUACUGCGGUAAACCCAGCGGAAUGCGCAACUCGUGGCUUAACACCACAAGAGUUAGCAGUACAUCCAUUGUGGUGGUCUGGACCAUCAUGGCUACAGCAGCCGGAAAGCCAAUGGCCGGCAAACGGAGUUCCCUGUCAGGACAUCGACAGGACUAUAAUCGAGGAGAAACCAUCAGUUUUUUUUUCAAAAUGCUGUGCAAGUCUCGGAGGCUCCAGAAACCUUCAGCCAAAACUCUUCCUCAUACGACAGGUUAAUAUCAGUCAUGGCAUAUGUUCUACGGUUUAUACAUAACAUUCAAGCCAAAGGUAACAAACUGUCUGGACCACUGAGUGUGCAGGAGCUCGACAACGCUUUAAUUCAUCUCGUUCGCAGCAUUCAACAGGAGGUCUACACGACAGAAAUUUUUAGGUUGAAGGGAAGCAAGGCACUAUCGGGCACACACAAACUGUGUCAAUUAUCCCCAUUUCUAGAUGACCAACAAAUUCUGCGAGUCAGAGGUCGACUGCGAAAUGCAAUGCACCUUAAAAUAAGCCAGCAACAACCAAUGAUCAUUCCCAAUCAUCAUCAUUUUACCGAUCUCGUCGUGCGUAAUGCCCAUCGUAUCGCACUCCACGGCGGCACCGAAUUAGCGCUGGCCACUAUUCGACACAAAUUCUGGAUAGUCAAGGGAAAACAAACUGUCAAACGCAUUCUUCGACAAUGCGUCCGAUGCUUUCGUCACCGACCGAAACCAGCGGCACAAUUUAUGGCCGAUCUUCCCCUACAUAGAGUCAAUUCGCCAACUCGUGCAUUCAUCGCAACCGGAGUGCACUAUACAGUCGCGUUCGAAAUUCAAGCAUCCAGAUUCCGUGGACACACAAACUACAAGGCGUAUAUUGCAGUUUUCAUCUCUUUGGCUACAAAAGCAAUUCAUCUGGAAGCGGUCACGGGCUUAACCACCAAACACUUUCUCAUGGCUCUACAAUGUUUCAUCGCGCGUCGGGGCUACUGACAACAUAUGUAUAGCGACUGCGGUACGAACUGUAUUGGUGCCUACCGGGCUCUUCAAACCUGGCAAAUACAUUUGAAACGAGAGCUACCCACAACUGUAAUACCUGCUUUAGCAGCCCGAAACGUCCAAUGGCAUUUUAAUCCACCGCAUAGUCCUAAUUUCGGAGGCCUUUGGGAAGCAAAUCAAAACACAUCUCUAUCGAGCCUUUUCAGGAUACAAAAUGACCUACGAACAACUUGCUACCGUGCUAACACAAAUUGAAGCCUGUUUAAAUUCCAGGCCAUUAUGUCCACUAAACGCUGAGCUGGAGGACCUAGCUGUCCUCACCCCGGCACAUUUUCUUAUUGGAGAUUCAUUAUUAGCUCCGCCGCAUGUAACGACAAGGCAUGUUCCACUCACAGUCCAAUUUCUGGAAGGACAGAAAAUUAUCCGGCAAUUUUGGAAGCGUUGGAGCUCGGAUUGGCUAUCACAUCUUCAAGCCCGUCCUAAGUGGCGACAUGAAACCCACAAUCUACAAGUCAGCGAUCUAGUAAUUGUCAAGGAUGACCGACCUGGAGCUGACAGUUUGAACCGUGAAAACUGCAUCAGGCGUAUACAAACGAUCGGUCUCUAAGCUAUGUCGGCUACCGUUGCCACAGACCUCAGAAUAAUCCUCCCACCGUUGCUAUCUCCUUUCGACCAUACAUGUACCAUAACGAACACUUUAUUUAUUCACAGAGCAUUCACAGGUGACAUCCUUUGUUUCUAAUACUGGUCCCAGUAUUGGGUGCGGUAUGGACGGUUUUCUAAGGGUUCAAACUACAAAGAGAGUGAAAGCCCUCUAACUGCGAUUGCCCACUCGGAGAACGGCUUCGUUUCAUUCUAGGACGGCGUAACCUCGUCUCCGAUCACCAAGAACAUUUUUCGUUUGCGUGUCGACGAAAUCACAGCGACAAUCAAGCAGUUGCAGCCGGCCGCGCUUAAACCCAUAUUACCCAUUAAAUUGUACCCUAUACGUGAUUACGAUUAAAGUUUAAGUUGAUUGAAGUCCAAGUGAAUAAAUCUCUAAU
Drosophila pseudoobscura is the source of this 3619-nucleotide messenger RNA. RefSeq lists its product as uncharacterized. The transcript is spliced from 2 exons. NCBI's taxonomy places the organism in Eukaryota, Metazoa, Arthropoda, Insecta, Diptera, Drosophilidae. Bases 348 to 1097 code for a protein of 249 amino acids. The record is from RefSeq and is a predicted model, not a curated record.